UAGAAGGAAGGGAAAUUUCAAAUUUGCUUUUCGAUUAUUGCUUGGCGAAUCAGCACGGUCAUGGUAUUUUGAAGAUCGGACAGUACCAUCUCCUUCUCCUCCGCUUGCUUCAGUUUCUCUCGGUGUAGCGAAUCUAUAGAUCCCUAUAUUCCUGCGAAGUCUCUCUGGUUGCAGCGAUAAUGGAUUUUUAAUGUUUAGAUGGUCUGUGCAGCAUGCAAUGGAUAGUGAUAACAUAAUAUCUGUUUCUGAGACCGAGACAAUCUGUGAAAAUGGUAUUCUUGGGAAACUUCCUUCCCCUGGUGAGGAAGGUCCAAUGUCAAAGAAAGUUAACGGUACAAAAAUGGUAGGAACAGAUGAAAGUUCAGAAAUUCUGGCUCAGUUCGAAGAGAGUGUGAACUUAUACUCAUCUAAAGGGGAAGCUGGAGAUGGGACAAUUGUCCAUGAGCAAAGCAAUGGUUUGGCUAUAUCUAAGGAUUUGAGGGAGAAAAACCAGGACCUGACUAACCACAAUAAACCAAAGGGUCAAAAGAAGAGCAAGAAGCCUUCAAGCCCCAAACGGGUAGUGGCUAGUUUUGUGCAGAAGAACAAAGAUGGGAAGCAUUUAGAGGUGGCCUCCACUGUUCAGAAUGGUUCACCCACCUCAACUUCAAACUCAAAGCAAUCUUUUGCCCUUCCAACAAACAGGAGAUCACUUAAUGAGAGGCAAGCUGCGGAAGUCAAUGCAAUUGUGGAUUCCAGAAAGCUAACAAAAUCAACAUCUGCUCGGAUAUCCAUGGAAUCCAUAAUAUCUGUCUCAGCAUCCUCUGGUACAGAUGUCUCCCAUGCUGAAGGCCUGAAGGACCUUGGAAAACAUCUGAAGCCUCUGAAACGAGGACCACCAAUUAAAGUUGAAGGAAACACAAAUUCUGCUUCUUCAAGCCCCACAGCAGGAGGCCUAACACCCCGAAGGCUUGGUACUCUUCCUAAUUACAGCUUUAGUUUUAAGUGUGACGAACGAGCUGAGAAAAGAAAGGAGUUCUACUCAAAGCUUGAGGAAAAGAUUCAUGCGAAGGAGAUUGAGAGAAACACAUUGCAGGCCAAGUCCAAGGAGACUCAAGAAGCAGAGAUUAAGAUGCUAAGGAAGAGCUUAACGUUUAAAGCUACACCAAUGCCAAGUUUCUAUCAGGACCCUGCACCUCCCAAGGUGGAGUUGAAAAAGAUACCACCAACUAGAGCAAAAUCUCCCAAGCUUGGCCGUAAUAAGAACUCAUCCACGGCAGAUACUGAAGGAAAUAGCAGCGGCAGUUGUCGAUCGGGCCGCCUGAGUCUUGAUGAGAGAGGCUCCCAAAAUGGCCUCACGAAGGGACCAUCCCCUUCACAAACCAAGAAGCCGCUUAGAAAGUCUCUUCCCAAACUCCCUUCUGAAAAGUCCACCUUGGCCAAAGCAACAGAUGAUGCUACAUCUCCUACCCAGUAUGAAGAUAACAACUUGGAAAAGGAGGCUCAUCGAACUGCUGGGCCAAGUCAAGCUGAAUCCAGUCCUGAUGAUGGAUCUGGGACCCAAGAGCAGCAUGCAGAGCCCUCGUUAGAACAGAAACCCAUAAGUGAACCUCAUGUGACUGAGCAUUCGGCAGAGCAACAGUGAGAACUGGGUGUGCGUUUCGACAGCAGAGACAGCAUAUCCGCAGAAAAUAAUGAAGGAAUGAAUAAGACUGGAUGAUUACCGAUGAAAGUGUGAAUGAUUUUGUGUUGUGGAUUGUAUGGUCUGUCUUGUUUAUAGUCGGCAUCAAUAUUAAUUGCUUCUUUGUGUGCUUUUCUUUUGGUGAUUGCCUCCUCUACGGUCCAUAAGGACUUGCACUGCAAUUGCACCAACCACCAUUGUAUUAUUAUUUAUGGGGUAUCUUCUACCCAGCUCUGAAUUUAAUUUUCCUGUUGUUG
Messenger RNA from Telopea speciosissima, 1917 nucleotides. RefSeq names its product protein WVD2-like 6. NCBI's taxonomy places the organism in Eukaryota, Viridiplantae, Streptophyta, Magnoliopsida, Proteales, Proteaceae. The transcript is spliced from 9 exons. The record is from RefSeq and is a predicted model, not a curated record. Gene Ontology annotation, molecular function: microtubule binding. The coding region runs from base 191 to 1624 and encodes 477 amino acids.